Cyanistes caeruleus (blue tit) is the source of this 429-nucleotide messenger RNA. NCBI's taxonomy places the organism in Eukaryota, Metazoa, Chordata, Aves, Passeriformes, Paridae. The record is from RefSeq and is a predicted model, not a curated record.
AGAAAUGCAAUUGAACGGUUUUGUGGAGAGGUGAGACGCUUGUGCCACGCAGAGAGAAGGAAGGACUUUGUGUCUGAAGCCUAUCUGAUCACACUGGGCAAAUUCAUCAACAUGUUUGCGGUGUUGGAUGAGUUGAAAAACAUGAAGUGCAGUGUGAAGAACGACCACUCAGCCUACAAGCGAGCUGCUCAGUUCCUGCGGAAAAUGGCAGAUCCUCAGUCCAUUCAAGAGUCUCAGAACCUUUCCAUGUUCCUUGCCAACCACAACAAGAUAACACAAUCUUUGCAGCAGCAGUUGGAGGUGAUCGUUGGCUAUGAAGAGCUGCUUGCAGAUAUUGUGAACUUGUGUGUGGACUACUAUGAAAACAAAAUGUAUCUAACACCCAGUGAGAAACAUGCUUUUAAUCCAUUUUUGUUUUUCAUAAAUUGA